AUGCCCGGGGUGGACACACGUUGGCAAGAGCGAUGUGCCAGGUAUUUCUCCUCUAUGCACGAAGCUGCACCUCACUACCAGGAAACGAAGAAGAGGAAAAAAGACCGUGUGAGGAAAAAGGACUUGUUUUCAUUACCCAAAGAACCUCACCCAUACCGUGUGACAUUUUCAAGGAAAACUCAGCCUUGUAAAGGCGGUGUGAAAUGGCUCAGUGGUUUAGAUCUGCACGGCACCUCAAUGCUUCUGAGGACCCGCUCCUAUUUUUAUUUCAUUUUUUGGGUUUUGAUCUCUUUAGCGGCGUGUGUUGGGUUUGGUGUGAUGGUUUUCUUCUUAGUUAGGGAAUAUCAGGAUUCUGAUAAGAUAUUCAAGGUGAAUGUGUCGGACACAUACGAGAAUGCCAGUCCUCUCAGCCUGACGGUGUGCAAUACCAACAUGCUGAAAAAAUCUACGUUGGACAACAGAACAAGAUUCUAUGACCUACUACUUUUAGAUAUAGAUAAAGUAGUUAACAAUUCUAAAACUCGCCUAAGUACUCCAGGAAAGAGCCUAGCGGUUCUGCUUGACAAUACGAAACUGAAAAAUUUCUCCGACAGCCUGAACUAUAAUGAGGCUAGUCUGAUCUUUGAUGACUUGCAGAGAGAGUUUGAGGUAUACAGUGGUAUGCAGUCGGACACAGACUGGGCAUAUGUAGCCAGCAGAGGCCUCCUGGAAACAGCGGAACUUUUCCCGCCCGCAUUUCGGCUGACGCGAAGUGAAUUAAAUGAAUUAGGACACAGCAUGGAAACUGGGAUCAUUGAGUGCACAAAGAACGGACGGUCGUGCCAGGCUGGAGAACUGACGUACAGCCAGAGUCGUCUUCUUGGGAAUUGUGCAACAAUACAUUUAUCUCUCGGGGGAUCUUGGUUUGAAUCGCUCACCUUAACGGUGGACGUGGAGCCAGAGGAGUACCUUGACCUUGUGUCCCCGCCCCCCUCUGUGAGAGCUCUGCUGACCACCUCCACGUCACUCAGACACGCCUCCUCUGUGACCGAGUCCUAUGUAGCCGUUCCGGGCUCGGAGCUGGAUCUGCAGGUUAUUAAGGUGAAGGAGAUAAACAAGCAUAAAGAUAACUGCAGGGCAGACACUGACUACAAGUAUGAGGAGUGUGUAGCGCUGUGUCACGCCUCUCUUGUCUCCGACAUCUGUGGCUGUAGUGUGCUUCUGGACAACCCACUGCCCCAGCGAUGUCGUGUCACGGACCAGUACCAGUUUGUGUGCCACAGAUUCCUGGAUAUCCUGUGGCGACGAGGGCAGCUUCCAUGCAACUGCCCAGCGAGAUGUAGAGAAGAGGAGAUUCGAGUAGGAGCCUCGCACACCAUCGGUUCCUUCUCGCAUUCAGAGAUAAAUGAAGACUGUAACGACAGAACUGGCUCCUUGUUGCACCAAGUGACCUUCCACAUCAUUACGAUUCCUCUCACGUCUCACAGAGAAAAAUGUUCUAUUUUUCAGGAGUAUAUAACAAAACUGUUGGCUGCUUCACCUGCUGCGAAGAAUGCAUCUACCUUAAGCAAAUCUCUGACGAGAAUACGAGUGACGUCUGUUGGUGCACAGUACGAGAUCUGGACGCAGGAAGAGGAAAUAACGAUUCUUGGACUGUUGUUACAAGUGGGCGCUCUGUCGGCCCUCACAGUCGGUAUCUCUGUGGUCACGGUUCUGGAACUGCUGUUGCUAGCAGGGAAGACUUUGGUUGAAGCGUGUCGAGCGCUAGGGAGAAGUGGUCAUGACAACGAGGUGGAGCGACUGUACCCUUACGAAGACUUGGACGCACCGCCAGAGUUUCAAAAUCUAGAUGCCAACUGGUACACAUGCUCAGCUGACCUCUCCAGGGACACCUGGCAUGGAACCUUAGCCACUGACAAUGACCAGCAUCUGUUACAAGGCGGACAACGAAAGUAUGUUGUUUCUAGAAGCAGUGGCACCGAUGGCGUACCAUAUAGCGUUGCUAGAAAUAGUGGCCCUGGUGGACUACCGUACAGUGUUUCAAGAAACAGUGGUAGCUAUGGCGCACCAUUUUCUGCUUCUAGACACAGCGGUUCUGUGGGCGCUCCUUACGCUAUUUCUAGAAGUAGUUCUGGCACGGGGCCACACGCUACCACCAUAGAGCACUCCCGGACCGCUCACGCCUACAGCAAUCGGAGCUUCAUCCGAACCAACAUCACAUCAGUACCGGAGCGUGGCAGUUUAAAUCCCCUUCUUGAAGAAAGUGGAGAUGCGGAUGACAAUACACACGCUAAGGAUGAUAACCUUGCGACUUCUCCUGAAGCACUGUACGUUCGACCCUGGGAUCUGUCCGGUGUGUCGAGGCCUUACCCCAAGAUUCUCGUUUCUUCACAAAAGAAUAGUGCAUCAGAUGUCCCAGUUCCCAACGCGCCAGGCAGAUCUCUUAGGGACCAUGCUGACCCAGAGAACGUGGUCCUGGAAGAUGCCGACUUUGUACCAUUCUCACAAUCGGCCCUGAGGCUCAAUCUUCCCGAUGAUCUGAAAAACGGGUCUGACGACGAAGACGUUGCGGAUAUCAAUAAUGAAAAUUUACGCGGGGGUCAUGCCAAUCAGUCAGCGAAUGAUUCACGAUAUUCGUCUACAAUAGAUGACCCUGUAACCCAUGGGGAUCAUUAUAAUGUCAAACGUUGGGAUAAAUCUAGACAAUUAUCCGAUACCAAACCGAUUUAUGCUGUUUCAGAUGGCCAAUUACAAAGCCUUGAUACAGCUGGUUUAGGGGCAAGCAGUAAAACCUAUCAGAGCUCCCAGCUUCAAAUUAAAGAUGAAAUUAAUUAUGGUAUCUCGGGUGAAGAAGGACGAAAGACAGGCAACGUUUUGGACGGGGGGCGUUCCUCCCAACAUCGACAGGAGUGGGGAGGUAGGGACACAUUAGAACCUUCAUACUACAUCUAUCAAGGAAGAGCGGCCGCUGAAACACAAGAAUCAAUCUUUGUUAUUUAGGCUCACACAUACACUUGCAUUAUAUUCUUAUCUUAGACCGGGCUUUGUCGUGGUUUUCCUUCUUAGCCUUCGACCCCACCCCCUCCCCCUGCCAAAACUCUGCUGCACUGGGGCGCACUAUUGAGCAAGAAGGGCAGAACACCAGUCUCGUUAUAGUCAACUCCAUGUGGGUUCUCUUUCUCUCCUUGCUUUUCAUUCGGUUCCAAAUAGAGUCAAAAUAAUGGACUGCUUCAUAAUGAGAGGGAAGUACGUCACAGUGCAGUCUUGGUUAUAAUUAUUCUACAGGUCUAUGGAUACACAGAACAAAGGACCCCUUAGCAGAUCUAUCAAGGGGGGGGGAGGAAGUUGGGCCGGGGAGGUUGUGGGUAUGUGUGCUCAACAUUUUAAAAAUACGUGGCAUCGUAGUGAAAUCGGGGGCUCGUGAAAAUAAUGAAAUUGAUGUAACCGACAUUUCCCGCCUGUCGGCCAA
Molecule: messenger RNA, 3448 nt
Organism: Aplysia californica (California sea hare)
Lineage: Eukaryota; Metazoa; Mollusca; Gastropoda; Aplysiida; Aplysiidae
Exons: 11
Coding region: 1-2979 (992 amino acids)
Biological process (GO): sodium ion transmembrane transport
Cellular component (GO): membrane
Molecular function (GO): ligand-gated sodium channel activity
Source: RefSeq, a predicted model, not a curated record